This is a messenger RNA of Spizellomyces punctatus DAOM BR117, 1737 nucleotides long. Its product is annotated as proteasome regulatory particle lid subunit RPN5. The transcript is spliced from 12 exons. Gene Ontology annotation, cellular component: proteasome regulatory particle, lid subcomplex; cytoplasm; nuclear proteasome complex. Lineage: Eukaryota; Fungi; Chytridiomycota; Chytridiomycetes; Spizellomycetales; Spizellomycetaceae. Bases 144 to 1481 code for a protein of 445 amino acids. The record is from RefSeq and is a predicted model, not a curated record.
AGAAUCCAUCAGCAUUUGAAAAACGCGCAGGUUGAGCCAACCGACGAGAACAGUGGAAAGGCUGAACACACAGGAAAUAUACUUCAAAGACGAUAACACGCUCCUAUUCUAUUCCCCCUUGAGAAACGCGCAAAAGUAUCACCAUGUCAGAAGAGAAGAUGCAAAAGGAUUAUUCCGGGAUUGUGGACGUCCAGCUGCCGGAAAUUGAGCAGACGGCAAAGCAAGGAAACAUAACCGAAGCGCUCGAAAAAUUGCUAGCCCUGGAAAAGCAAACACGUGUGGCUGCUGACAUGAUUUCAAACUCGAGAUUGCUUAUCGCUGCCAUGCAAAUUUGCCGACUUUCGGGAGACUGGAAGCUGUUGAAUGAACACAUCAUACUACUCUCAAAGAAGCAUGGACUAUUGAAGCAGGCUGUUACCAAAAUGAUUCAAGAGGCCAUGACAUAUAUCGACCAAACUCCUGAUAUGCCGACGAAGUUAGAACUUAUCAAUACAUUGCGCACGGUGACCGAGGGCAAGAUCUUUGUGGAGGUUGAGCGUGCACGUUUGACUCGAACCCUGGCCAAAAUAAAGGAAGAUGAGGGUAACAUCGUGGAAGCUGCCGAUAUUUUACAGGAUGUCCAGGUGGAAACAUUCGGUUCUAUGGACAAGCGUGAGAAGACGGACUUCAUUCUGGAGCAAAUGAGACUCUGCUUAGCCAAGAAGGACUUCCCUCGCGUUCAAAUCAUAAGUCGCAAGAUCAGCACGAAAUACUUCAAAGCCACAGAGACCCAGGAUCUUAAAUUGCGCUAUUAUGAGUUGAUGAUUCAAUAUGCCCUGCAUGAGAAUCAAUACCUGGAUGUUUGCAAGUACUUCCGUGAGAUUUAUGAUACCCCUUCCGUGCAAGAGGAUGAAGCAAGAAAAACAGAGGUCCUUAGAAAUAUCAUUUUCUUCGUCGCUCUAGCGCCCUAUGACAACGAGCAGUCGGAUCUGAUUCACCGUGUUUACGAGGAUCCCUUCUUGGCCAAGAUUCCACUUUACAAGGAGUUCACAAAGUGCUUCAUAAUUAUUGAGCUCAUGCGAUGGCCAAAAAUGGAGGAAAUCUAUGGAACCAUGUGGCGAGAGAGCUUCGUAUUCGACCUCAAGAACGAGGACGGACAAAAACGGUACAAGGAGUUGCAUAAGCGUGUUAUUGAGCACAACAUUCGGGUUGUUGCAAAAUAUUACAAUCGGAUAACGGUGAAACGCCUGACUCAGCUCUUGGACUUGAGCCCAUCGGAAACGGAGGAGUUCCUUUCCAAUCUGGUUGUUAAAAAGACCAUUUGGGCGAGAAUCGACCGACCAGCAGGCAUCGUUUCCUUCCAACAACGAAAGGAUCCCAAUGCGGUACUUAACGAGUGGUCCACCAACAUUAACUCGCUGCUUGAACUCAUUGUGAAGACGACACAUCUUAUUACCAAAGAGGAGAUGGUCAAUAGUAGCGGGAUUACGCAAGUUAUCUGAUUUUUUGAAGAAUAUAUUUUCAGAUUUCCCGAGAAAACCAACUGAACACCUUAUUUCCUCCAAUGUGGAAAUUGCUCCAGCGCAAUCAAUAUAUUAUGAUUGUGUAGGAUGAUCGCGCUGUGUUUAUCUAUACAUGAUUUCGCUACUGUAACCCGUCGUGGAGACAGAAGAUCAUAAUGGCAUUCAAAAAGUGAAUCAAUUUGGGCAAAUGUCUGUUAAGCUGUAAUUCCAAUAUAUAUUGCAACGGAUAUUUCAC